Messenger RNA from Apiotrichum porosum, 1467 nucleotides. RefSeq lists its product as uncharacterized. Gene Ontology annotation, biological process: carbohydrate transport; transmembrane transport. The transcript is spliced from 13 exons. Gene Ontology annotation, molecular function: carbohydrate:proton symporter activity. Gene Ontology annotation, cellular component: membrane. The record is from RefSeq and is a predicted model, not a curated record. NCBI's taxonomy places the organism in Eukaryota, Fungi, Basidiomycota, Tremellomycetes, Trichosporonales, Trichosporonaceae. The coding region runs from base 1 to 1467 and encodes 488 amino acids.
AUGGCAGAGUUUGAGCAUCGCUAUGCUUCCACCAUGAACGACCCCAUCUCCAAGGGCAUGUUGACUGCAAUCCUUGAACUUGGCGCGUUCCUGGCAGCCAUGGUUGCCGGGCCCAUUUCUGAUCGCUAUUCGCGCAAGUACUCCAUCUCGGCAUGGUGCAUUGUGUUUAUGUUGGGUGUGGCCUUACAGGUCGGUGCCAACAACAACGUUGGAUACAUUUAUGCCGGUCGUUGGUUCGCGGGAAUGGGCGUGGGAGCCCUGUCCACACUUGUUCCGAUGUUCAAUGCCGAACUGGCACCACCAGGAAUCCGUGGCACUCUCGUUGCGUUGCAGCAGCUCUCUAUCUGCUUUGGAAUCCUGGUGGCAUAUUGGGUGGCCUACGGCACCAAUUUUAUCGGUGGCACUAAGUACCCGGGACAGUCGACUGCCGCUUGGCGUAUUCCGCUCGCUCUGCAACUCGUCCCCGCGAUCGCCCUCUGUGCCGGCAUUCCUUUUGUGCCGUUCUCCCCCCGGUGGCUGAUGCUCCGAGACCGCGAGGAGGAAUGUCUCCAAGUGCUUUGUCACCUCCGCGACCUACCGGAGAGCGACCCAGAGAUUCAAUACGAGUUUGGCACUCUCAAAGCUGAGCACAUGGCGCAAAAGGAGGCGGCUGUGGAGCGCUACGGGGUUGCUCAUCGCUCUUUCAAGAUCGAGUUACUAGAAUACUGCCGCUUGCUCAGCACCCCUUCUCUCCUCAAGCGUGUCGGGUUGGGUGCUGCCGCCCAAGGUAUUGGUCAAUGGACUGGUAUUAAUGCAAUCAUAUAUUACGCGCCAACUGUGUUUGCACAAUUGGGUCUCCAGGGUGGCACCAUUGGCCUUCUGGCCACGGGGAUUGUCGGCGUUGUACAGUUCUUCGCCACGAUUCCCGGUGUCCUGUUUGUUGACAACACCGGCCGUCGUCCACUCUUCAUGUGGGGGCUUGGCAACAUGAUCAUCUCCCACGCGGGUGUUGCCGCCAUCGUUGCUGUUUACGGCGGACAUUUCGAUCAACACAAGGCUGCUGGCAACGGUGCCGUCUUCCUGAUCUACUGGUACGUCGCGGCAUACGCCUUUGCCUACGGCCCUGUGGGCUGGGUCGUGGUCGCCGAGACCUGCCCCCUGGACCAGCGCGCCCGAGGCAUCGGAAUUGCGAGUGGUACAAAUUGGAUUAUGAACUUUGUGGUUGCCUGGAUUAGCCCCAUCAUGAUUGAGCGAUUAGGGUACAAGACAUUCAUCGUCUUUAUGGUUUGCUGCAUUGUUGGACUGUUAUGGGUUAUCUUUAUCCUUCCUGAGCUGAAGGGACUGUCCCUGGAGGAAAUCGAUAAGCUGUUUGACGACAAAGCUGGCGAACAUGAGCGUCUCCGCCACCAGCGCAUUGCGAGAGACAUCGGUCUGGAGAAGCUCGAACAUGACCUUCGCCAUCAAGAAAAUGCGACCAGGGAUGUGUAA